AGUUUGGCUUUGUUGUUACGCUGGAGAAAUGGCUGCCGCGAGUUCACUUCAUUGAAGGAAUUGGAAUAUUUUUGCUUGUUGCACGGAAUGUACAUCCAAUGGGAUUACGAUCCACGGUGUAAGUACUUGAUGGCGCCGGGCGUUUUUGUUCAUAUUUGGGUUUUGUGCAUUUCCACCAUUUUAACUUGCUAACCUGAAGACAUUGCAGGGGCUUGGAUGGUAAAUUUGCAGAGGUGACAGUGUCGGGGGAAAGGGCAGCAACGUCUCCUGUCACGUAGCAACUGGUGUUGUACAACAAUGCAGCAGUGUUUGGAAUAUGCAUUGGAUCGGGCCGAGUACAUCGUUGAAAGCGCUCGUCAGCGACCUGCAAAGAGGAGGGCCUCUUCUAGCGGGAGGAAAUCAUUAUAUCAGAAACUCUACGAGUUAUACAUUGAAGAAUGUGAAAAAGAACCAGAGUUGAAGAAGCUGAGAAGAAAUGUCAAUCUACUUGAGAAGUUGGUUGCGCAGGAGUCCAUAUCAUGCCUUGUGAUUAACUUAUACCCUGGGAAUGAAGGGUACUCACUGAUGCUGAGGGGGAAGAAUGGAUCUGAUUCAGAGACGAUUCGGCUACCAUAUGAAGAAGCUGAGUUGUUGGAGUACCUCGAUGCUGAGGAGUUGCCCCCUGUCCUAGUUGACCUUCUGGAAAAAUCACAGGUGAAUAUAUUCCACUGUGGCUGUGUUAUUGCCGAGGUCCGAGACUACAGGCAGUCGGGGAACACCAAGAUUCCCUCCUGUCAAACCCAUCACAUUUUAUUACGACCCACUAUGCAGACCCUUAUCUGUGAUGUCCAUUCGAUGACGAGUGACCAUCAUAGAUGGACCCAGGAUGAUAAGCUGCAGCUGGAGUCUCAGCUGAUCUUGGCCACAGCAGAGCCUCUCUGCCUGGACCCCUCUAUCUCUGUGACCUGCACAGCCAACCGCCUUCUCUACAACAAACAGAAGAUGAACACACGCUCCAUGAAACGGUGUUUCAAGAGGCACUCGCGUGCCGCGCUAAACCGGCAGCUGGAGAUGGCCAACUUCCCCACGCCGCCUCAGCUCCGGCUCUUUGACUACCUGCAGAAGAGGAAGGAGAGGAAACCAGCACCUUCAAUAGACCUUAAGAUCUCCAAGGCCGGCAAUAGCGUUGACAUGUGGAAACAGAGUGCCUGCCAGCUCACCGUCCCAUCAGAAAUCGAUGUGGAGAAGUAUGCAGUGGUGGAGAAGUCAGUGAAAAUAGAAGACUCACAGCCUACGGUUUGGCCAGCACAGGAGGUGAAAGAUGACUACACUUUUGAGUGUGAGGUAAACGGUCAGACUCAGAAGACGAAGGUGACCAUCUUCCAGUCGGUGGGAGAUCCCCUGUUCUAUGGUAAAAUCUUCAGCGCCAAAGACUCCAAAACUGAGGAGGACGUUCCGGACCUUCACCUCAUCCAUCCACCGUUCCUAAUAGGUUCAAAGACUGAUGCUGACCGGUUUUUGAAGCAGUAUAAGGAAGUGUAUGAGAGGGACGUUAAGUGUCAGGUGAAGAUGUCCCACAAUUCGGGAAGCUCCGUGUCCCAGGGGCCGCUCUCUCCGAACCGUGAGGCGGAGACGGACACUUUCUCAGGACUUGUGCAGUCCUCAGUUCUGGGAAAGGGAGUGAGGCACCGACCACCUCCCAUCAAACUUCCAGCCACUAGCACCAGCUCCUCAGGUAAUCCAUAUAGCUCACAGACCUCUUCAGGUCAUCUAAAGUGCCCAACUCCCCCGCCUGCUAAAAACCAGUCCCUGACCCGGAAGCACUCCAUGGAUCAGGUCGGCCUGCUGUCCCCGGCCGCCCUCUCCCCCAUGGGCUCAUCACAAAGGUCAGGGACGCCAAAGCCUUCGACGCCCACCCCCACGAACACGCCGUGCUCCACGCCGCACCCGGCCGACGCCCUGAGUGCCACGCCGCUGACGUCGCUGACGCCCACGCUGCAGGACGCAGCCGUGGUGGCGCAGCAGCAGCAGCAGCAGACGCCCACCCUCCUCGCCCCGUUCGCCCAGCAGCAGAUGGCGCUGAGCCAGGCCCUGCCCGUCAUGACCAUCCCCCUGCCAACGUCCAUCAACACCGGCACCACGUCCUCCCAGGUCAUGGCCAGCCCGACCGGGCUCAACUUCAUCAACGUGGUCGGGUCCGUUUGCAGUCCACAGACGUUGAUGGGAGGCCCCAACCCCAUGCUGGGCUGCAGUCCAGGGAUCAACCUGAGUGGAAUACUGCCCUCUGGUGGCCUCAUGUCAGGCGCUCUGCCCACCAUGCAGUCCACAGCGCAGGCUGGGAGCCCAUUCAGUCUGAACAACACCCAAGGAUUAAGACCUCUGAAUCUGCUCCAGAUCCCUCAGAUGAUCUUCAACCCACUGCAACAGCCACAGCUGUCCCAGUUUUCCCCGCAGCAGCAGAACAGCCAGUCGACCACAUCCAGCCCUCUACAACAGGGGGAGCUGACUGAUCAAACUGCCGCUGAUCAGGGCCUUGGAGCCCAGCAAACAGCCGUCAUCAACCUGACUGGAGUUGGAGGAUUCAUGUCUUCUCAGGCUGCUGUGCUGUCGCAGCUGGGCUGCGGUCUGGAGAGGCCCGGGCCCAGCCUGCCGUCUCCAAGGCUCCAGCAACAGCAGCACCAGCCACAGAUCCAAUUGCAAUUCUUGCAGCACCAAAUGCAGCAGCAGCAGCAGCAAAUGGCUAUGGCAGCGGGGGCGGCACCCCAGGUGGGGCUGCCGCAGCAACAGCAGCAUUCCGCCAGCCAAGCAAGAAGUAAACGGAAGCGCAGCACACCCUAACCCCCCCUCCCCACCACCCACACCACACCCCAACCCCAAAACCCCCAAAUUCACAGAAUCACGGCGCUGCAAAUCCUCUCUUCUAAAUAAAGACAAAUGUGUCUGUGGAAAUGUCCCCAGAGACCAACCUUUUAUCAUUUUUAUAAUCCACCGGCCCAGAGACAGGCGGCAUACUCAUUAUGUACAUUUUCGACGAAAGCGUUUUAAAAGGGUGAACCUAUAUUUAGAGAGGCUGCGCAUUUUUUUGUAUGUAAAUUAUGAUUGUAACUCUUAAUACAUUUUUAACAAAAGAACUUGAUACACCAAAUGGCAUUUGUUUUGACAUUAAACAAGGUCCAGGGAUGUAGUCGUUCUCAAGGUGUAGGUUUAGGUUAUCAAAGGCAAGCAAAUGCCUAACACCAAACUGAUGAAAUGGUCAAAACAAACCAGGCAGGCAGUAGUUGUUAGAAAUUAUGUUCCUUUCUUGAUAGAAGGUGACUUUUAAACUCUUCUUUUAAACCCUGGCCUAAUUUCAUAAACAGUGUUAAGAAUGGGCCUUGUUGAUUCUUGCUCUGCUGUUAUGUGACAAAAAGAAACCGUUCAGCGUUUUUGUACGCAGUUUUACCAUGUAGUCCAAAGCUGAAUUUCAGACUGUUGUUGGGUUCAUUACAGCUUUGUUUUAUUUCAGCACACGAAUAGCCCUUCCAGUGGAGGAAAUGAGGAGUAAAACUAUAGUAAACUGU
Molecule: messenger RNA, 3539 nt
Organism: Sardina pilchardus (European sardine)
Lineage: Eukaryota; Metazoa; Chordata; Actinopteri; Clupeiformes; Clupeidae
Gene: supt20h
Product: SPT20 homolog, SAGA complex component
Exons: 24
Coding region: 298-2817 (839 amino acids)
Biological process (GO): regulation of transcription by RNA polymerase II
Cellular component (GO): SAGA complex
Molecular function (GO): transcription coregulator activity
Source: RefSeq, a predicted model, not a curated record